AUGGCAUGUCGUUGCUUUGAUUACCAGUCAAAAGGACAUCAUUGUAUCACAACAAGUAUGGACGAAGAUGGUCCUCAGAUUCGAGUGAAAUUUGUGACAAAGGAUGCGUCCAUCCGCGUGACAGAAACGCCGUUUGCAGUACCCACGCACUUAAAUCGACGUGGACUCUCUCAAGUGGUCAACCAUUUACUGAAUACUGGCAAUUCUUUGCGACCUUUUGAUUUUCUUAUCAACGGCUUAUUUCUACGCUCGUCAUUAUUCAAGUAUCUACAAACGCACGGCUUAUCAGAUGAAGCUCUGCUUACGCUAGAGUACGUGGAAGCACUACCUGAGCCACAGAAUCACAAGAAGAACGACCUUCCAGAUUGGGUCAGUGCAAUAGCUGAUUUAACUGACGAUUUUGUCGUGACUGGCUGUUAUGAUGGUGUGCUGCGUGUGUUUGACACUCAAGGAGACUGCCAGGCAUCAGUAAAAGCACAUCAAGGAGCUAUCAAAUCAAUUAGUGUGGCUUCCUGCGAUAAAAGUGGAGAGUUUGUGAUUGCUAGCAGUGGAAAAGAUCAGCUUGCGCAGAUAUGGCGAUAUUCUGUUAAAACGGCCGAUUUGUCACCAUUGGCGAUGUUGACUGGUCACUUAAAUAGUGUUGACAGUGUGCAGAUGCAUGCUUCAGGAAAGCGAGUAAUUACGGGUAGCUGGGACAACACGGUACGAGUGUGGCAGAAUCCAAUCGAUUUAAAUGUUCCAAGUGAUCAGCGCUUGACGAAAAAGCAGAAAAACACAGCGGAUGGCUCAAGUUCCGGAACCUUUCAACACCUCGAGGCUGCGAUCGUACUGACAGGUCACACGAGCUACGUGACAAGUGUUGCGUUUCGUCCUACGACUUCAAAGCAUGAUGAAGAUGUUGUUGUAUCCGCUGGCAGUGAUCGUGUUGUCCGCUUAUGGGAUUUCGUGACCCAAUCGUGCUCGCAGUCGCUUGUAGGCAACCGCGCCGUGUCCGAUUUGAGCGUGAAUGCUCACGGUUUGAUUCUUACAGCUCAUCCAGACCACUGUAUUCGUUUGUGGGAUCCACGUGCACAGCAGAGUGGCGAAAGUAUCGUGCAGCGCACCUUUCGAUCGCACAAAGCAUGGGUGAGUUCAGUGGCGUGGCAUCCCAACGACAAUAAUCAUGAGCAUCUGUUUCUAUCUGGUGGCUAUGAUGGUACGGCUAAGGUUUGGGACGUGCGUAGUACAAUUCCAUUGCACACAGUAAGCGCACACGAAGGAAAGUUGUUGGAUCUGUCAUGGCGAAACCAACACAAUAGCAACGUGGCUUUUGCCACAGGGGGCGACGACAAGAAGGUAAAUUUUUUUAGCGUAUAA
Messenger RNA from Plasmopara halstedii, 1356 nucleotides. RefSeq names its product wd repeat domain-containing protein. Gene Ontology annotation, cellular component: preribosome, large subunit precursor. The transcript has 2 exons. The coding region runs from base 1 to 1356 and encodes 451 amino acids. Gene Ontology annotation, biological process: ribosome biogenesis. Gene Ontology annotation, molecular function: protein binding. NCBI's taxonomy places the organism in Eukaryota, Oomycota, Peronosporomycetes, Peronosporales, Peronosporaceae. The record is from RefSeq and is a predicted model, not a curated record.